Messenger RNA from Mytilus californianus (California mussel), 1858 nucleotides. RefSeq lists its product as uncharacterized. Lineage: Eukaryota; Metazoa; Mollusca; Bivalvia; Mytilida; Mytilidae. The transcript is spliced from 2 exons. The coding region runs from base 36 to 1739 and encodes 567 amino acids. The record is from RefSeq and is a predicted model, not a curated record. Gene Ontology annotation, molecular function: zinc ion binding.
CUUACUUCCUGGUUAUCAAACAUUACGUUGAAAGAAUGUCGACAAAUCAAAAGGCAUGUAACAUAUGUGACUAUCAACACAUAACAAAGCCAGCAACAGAUUGGUGUUCCGAAUGUGAACAGGCGUUUUGUAGUGAAUGUAAGGUAUUUCAUGGGUUUUCAAGGUUGUCCCAAAACCAUGCAACAAUACCGAUAUUGGAUUAUUUAUCAUUAGAGGCAUCAUUCGCGACUACUACAAUUAUAUGCACUGAACAUGAUGAGAUCUGUCAAAUGAUUUGCCAAACACAUGACAAGCUUCUAUGUCUCAAUUGUAUUGACAAACAUAAUGAUUGUAAGAACAUAGUUCCAAUGAAUGAAGUAACAAAAAAUGUUAAAACAUCAACGAAUUUCCAAGAAACACGACAAAGCUUAACAGACAUAACUAAAAGCAUAACUCAAAUUCAGGAUGAGCUAAAACUGCAUUUACAAGCAAUAAAUGACGACGAGAAAAAAAUAUCAGCAGAGAUAGAUACGAUGAGGAAGAAAUUAGAUGAUCAUUUGGACAAACUCGAACACGACUUAAGAAAAAAACUGUCAGAGGAAGCAACCAAAUCAUGCAAUUCCAUCGAGGGAACGCUAAAGAAACUUGAAGAUAGAAAAUUACAGAUAACAAAAACCCAAAAGCAGAUGAAAGAUUUAGAGGCAUAUGCAUCCGAUUAUCAAACUUACCUCAGCCUCAGGCAAAUAUCAUCAUCAGUGGAUUCGGUGGAAUCAUUUUUGCAGUUAGUGGUUAAAGAUGGGAAUAUAGACAUAGACACAUUGAUCUUGAAUUUUGAUGAAAAGAUAAAUGCCAUUGUUGAUAACAUCAAGCAUUUCGGUUUGGUACAUGUACAGAAAAAGACGUGUAACGUGCCCCUCAUCCGGCAAAAGGACAAGCAAGCACAACUAGUCGGAUUAGGACGACCCCCUAUAAAGUCGAUCAAUGAUAUUAAACUGAAAUUAGCUUGUACAAUUGACACAACAUGUAAUUUCAUUAGAGGAUGUGAAAUUCUGACUGAUGGGAAAAUAGUUUUUAGUAAUUCUGGCACGAAUAUUUGUGCAUGUGUUGUUAUUUUUGAUUCAUAUGGAAAACAUUUGAGCAAUAUACCAGUUAAGUCUGGCAUAAUGUGUAGAGAUGUAACAUGUAUCGAUAACAAUACUACUCUAGCUUUCAGUUGUAGAUUUGAUAGUGACAUACACUUUAUCGAUAUAAAUAAACAAGAAGUAUUACACAAGGUUAUAAGUACUAAAAACCUCUGCUAUGGAGUGGCAUACAGUGAUGACUCAUUAGUAUGCAGCAUGUCCGGUGAGGGCAUACAGAAGAUACGUCUAGACAACAAUAAAUUGUCAACUAUUGUCAAGUGUGAUUUAGAAAUUGGAUAUGUUGCUGUAUACAAUAAUAUGCUGUAUUACACCAACUUCAAGAAUAAUGUUGUCACAUGCUGUUAUAUGGAAGGUCAGUCAUUAUGGACAUUCAGAGAUGAGACAGUUCUGAAGAAACCAAGUGGCAUAUCGGUUGAUACCCGAGGAUUUGUAUACGUCGUAAGUCCUGAAAUGAACAAUAUUGUAGUAUUAUCUCCAGAUGGACAAGAAAAACGAGUGCUUCUUACAAAUGUUGAUGGAUUAAAAGAUCCUUGGGUUUUACACUUUGAGAAACUUACAAAUCGCCUUCUGGUCGCAAACAGUGAAAGAACUGCGUAUUUGUUUGACGUUUUAACUUAACAAUAAAACAGUUUGGUUUUUUUUUCAAAGAGAAACAACACUACAUAGAAAGUCCGAAAGUACAGAGGAAAGUGUUUUCCAGAAACAAAUUUGCCUUAUCAAAAUAACCUUUACCAUGU